Messenger RNA from Dreissena polymorpha, 2043 nucleotides. RefSeq lists its product as uncharacterized. Lineage: Eukaryota; Metazoa; Mollusca; Bivalvia; Myida; Dreissenidae. The transcript has 3 exons. The record is from RefSeq and is a predicted model, not a curated record. Bases 172 to 987 code for a protein of 271 amino acids.
AUGAAGGUUUACAACGGUUUGCCUAAUACUACUGCCAUGUCAAUGCAAUCAUUUUAAUGUCAGCUUCCGCGGUAAAGACAAAGGGCGAUAACGGAAGAUAGUGAUGUUCUAGUUAACUUAUAGUAGUGUACUACCAGUGUUGUGGCGGAUUUGUUCGGCGAAAGCGAAGAUAUGAAUACGACUCAACCGCAAGUGAAGCCAGAUGAGCUUGGCGCACACAACACGACGGAUGUGACGUCGAUAAAGGAGGAGCCCGUAGAGGUGCUGACCAUUAUCGUCUGGUCGCUAGGUGGCGUCCUGCUCCUCGUGUUACUCACCCUACUCGUGCGCAUCGUUCUCGCCCGAAACAAGCGCGAGCUGGACGUCUGCGACUAUGACCAGUUUGGUAACGCUGUACUGAACACUGGGCGAAGAAGGGGAAGGCACACUCUGAGGAUCUUUCUGGACCAGCCGGGUUCUCGUCCCAUCGACCUAGGCUCCCCAUCUCGUGACACUGGGAUUCUGGUUCCUACGUCACAUCCGGCGUCCACGGGAACUACACAGGAAAACCUAUAUAGCGACCCUCCGCCUUACGAAAGAACGCUUCAACCACAAAACACUACAUCUACUCCAACGUUACGCGCACAACAACUCAGUAAUCCGCAUAAUAAUAAUAACGUACCUAGCGAGUUGCGGUCUAGUGUGAGGACACUUGACUAUAUGCCGGACUGUUAUAUUUCCCCGGAGUUACCGACUAAUUGUGAGAUAAUCACGCGACAGCUCAGGGUAGGAGAAUACGUAAACAGUUUACCAGUUCCGGUACCCGUUCAACAGACUGCUCAAUUGUUGCGCGAUUACGUCACAGGAUCACGCGCAUCUAUUAACGGUUACGUCAUUAGUCCGCCGUCAUAUCGUGACGUAGUGAACUCCGGUAGCAGAAUUCCGGCCGUUAUAAUUGACACGCCGAGAACUCGACCGGAUCCUAGAAGAUUGCUUUUCUCGUUGUGAUGUUUGAUUACGGGUAUUUCAUUUAAAAACAAAAUAUGUUGCCAAAAACCAUGUUAUAAUUUGCUAAUAAAUGAUAGUCGCAUAUUGUUUGAAAUAAUACAACCUUAUUCAUUAUAAUAAAAUUUAAUGGUGCUAUAAUCAUUAUAAGGUAGUGCUCAUAUCGCUAGUCUGAUUAUUAAAACUGUUCAUAUUUCAUUAUGACCAAACAUGUCUGUAUAUAUGUAUUUAGUCAUUUUUCUUUUGUUGAUUGUUUCACCGUUUGCUAGGGGAAACAACUAAUCCAUUUUGAGACUAUACUUUUUUUGAGUUAAGUUUCUUGUAUUUUUGUUUGACAAACAUAUUUUAGCUGACAUGGGCACAACUUGCUUAUGAUAAGCCUUUGUGAUCAUCUUUUGCACGUCGUUCGUGAACAUUUACUUCAUGCACAGUUGAGAAGCCACAGUAUUUCUCCGAUCUUCGUGAAAUUUUGUCAGAAUGACAUCCCGCACAAAGUCUGUUUGCCGUGGAGUUAAAACAAGGUCACUAGGAAAAAAGCUUUCUAUCACAAUAUUAACCAUUUAUGUGUUUCCCAUUAAUCACUUAAUUUGCUCAGCUAAGCUGCUAACUUGCUAAGGUGUGGGUUUUCCUUUAAUGGCGACUGUAAAAUGUGUAAACACUUCAGUCAAAUGCUCAAAACAAAUGUUAAAAACAUUGGAUUUGAAGAUAUCUCGUCCAAGUUAUACUUUUUUCUCGGGCAGUUGAAAGGGCAUUUUAGGCUACUUUAAAAUCACGUGCAGACGCUAUGCAUAUUUUUCCUGAAUCACCACGAAACUUGCUCAGAACAUUUGUUAUAAUUAUAUCUCUUAUGAGUUGUAAAAUGGUUACGUAAACACAACAAGCUGCUCAUAAAAGUUCCUUCUGGUAUCAGAUGAGCAGCAUUGUGCCAUGGGCUUUAUGCCCUAUUAAGAUAAAUGUACUAUGUAUAUAGUUGAUAUGUUUUAUCUGUACUUUGUCAUAUUAUAUGUAUGCUAUAUCAUAUUGAUAUGUUAGAUACGUGCAAUAAAUUAUCAAAAUAGA